GUGACUUACUCCCACGUCUGGUAUAAAGUUAGAAUCAGAAAGAAAAAGACAGACAACUAAAAGACAAUAAAGAUGCCAGGAUUCGUUUCAAUAACUUCUGCUGUGUCUGAAACAAAGUGUGAGACAAACAGAAGAAGUAAGUCACUGUGUGUCAUGUCUUUUGCCCUGUCUGUUGCCCAUCUUCUGGCAUAAACAGUGUGCGUGGGGCAGCACGAAUCCUGCCCCAAUGACCUCAAUCAGCACUUAAUGCGCUUCCCAUAGUAACGACUGCAAUACAAAUCUGAAGCUAAAAGUAGAGGUACAUGUUUUACUGUCACAACAAACAUGUAAUAACAAGGUUUUUAUUGUAAAAAAAACCCCAAAAAAAACAAAAACACAUACAGCUUGUUUACUGUAGCUAUGACAUGCUUUGCUGGAUCAGGGACAUGUCUUGGCUCAACGUGUUUCUCGUUAAAACAAUUAAUAGAUAUUUUAUUUGGGGUUCAUAUUGAGAAUUCAUACUUUUUUGCUAAACUUUUGUCAGGUCUGUCAGGUGCAUUUAUAAAUCCAGACUUUGUGCAUGGAUCAGAUUUAUGGAUGUAGCUUGUUGUUAUCCUUGAACGGAUUAUGAAUCCUUCAUCACAAAACCUUCAGAAAUAAAUGCCUUUCGCUUCUGUUAAGCAUUUUGUAUGGGCACAUUAUGGUCACGUGACCAAGACGUCAGUCGCUCAGGAAGGAGCCGUCAAGAGGAUUUUUUUCCCCUGCAGGAAAAUAACACGGGAAAAAAAAGGCAAAUUGCGCAGUGAUUAGGGGGUUAAGAGAGGGCAUCAUGGACGUGUCCGGACACAGUCUUUUCCUCCUGCAGCAGCUCAAUGUCCAAAGGGAGUUUGGUUUCCUGUGUGACUGCACAGUUGCCAUUGGCAACGUGUACUUCAAGGCCCAUCGAGCAGUACUGGCUGCUUUCUCCAACUACUUCAAGAUGAUCUUCAUCCACCAAUCCAGCGAGUGCAUUAAGAUCCAGCCAACUGACAUCCAGCCAGAUGUCUUCAGCUACCUGUUGCACAUAAUGUACACAGGUAACGGCCCCAAGCAGCCUGUGGAUCAGGGUCGGUUACAGGACGGGAUCAAGUUCCUUCACGCGUACCAGCUGUGCCACAAAGCAACCGACGGCGGAUCAGACGCUUGCUCAGACCCCAUCCGCAUCUCCAACUUGUACGGCAUUCAGAUCUCCUCGCAGCUGGGCACUAAAGAGUCCCCGGGCAUGAAGGCUAGCGGCGCACGUGAACCCGAGGACAGGCAUUGUGGCUCACGUGGACAUCAGCUGCCAGCUUUAUCAGGGAUCGAAGGGCACACAACGGAACGCCAGUCCCUCAGCCUGCACGCUAUUACCUCAGGGGACGAAUGUGACAUCUUGGCACGGAUCAAACAGGAAGAGGAGGAGCCGGAUGAAGGUGAGGUACCACGAGCGCCUGCGUCUCUGCCUUCGACCCAAGGCAGCCCUUGCCAGACUGGUGAUUUUAAGGACCCUCUGGCGCUGCUGUGUCCUCAAUGUGGAGAACGAUGCCUCUCUCCUGAGGGACUACAGGAACAUCUUUUCACCCACGCUGCAUGCGCCCUCAUGGAAGGACCUUCAGAAGACAGCAGGGGGGAUGUUAAAGGGCCCACAGAAGAUCGACACUGCCACGCACUAGCAGACGAGUUGGCGUUAGAGAUAAGGCGUGGUACAACAGGCACAGGAAGUCCACCUGCAGGCUUUACACGUAAAAGAAAGAUGGCAUGCGCAGUCUGUAACUUGCGCUUUUCACAGAAGAGCCAGCUGCAGGAGCACAUGUUUGCUCACGUGGGCAAGCCGCUACGCCAACAUCGUUACGGCCGCUUCGGUGGACCACUGAUUCAUCCCUGCGAGGGAACAUCAGAACUCGAGGAAGUUGCUCAGGAUAAUGGCAGCUCGUGCUACUCACUGGACUCGGAAGUCUCUCACGAGAGCAUAGAUGCCGUGGCAGUCGAAUGACACCUUCUAUAACAUAAUGGACAUGUUCCCUGCGUUCCUCUACAUUUUUAACACACCCUUGUAAAUUUCCAAUUUUCGACAUAAUUAAGUAACAACUACAUUCCAACAGGGAAAUUUUUUCUCCUCCCUGGAGUGACAUCCUCCCUGGAGUGACAUCGGUAAUAAGUCAGUUAGCUUAGCUAGCAUGCUAAUUAACUAGCUAGCUUGUUAACUAGAAGGUAGAUUUAUAUAUAGAUGGACUUUUUCAAUUGUGUUCCUCAUCCAACUAAAAUCAAAAUCUCCUCUGACUGAAAGGAUUGUUCUGAUUAAUCUUCACUGCUAGCUUUAGCUAGCUAGCACACACAAGACAGGACUUUUAAAUAAGAUUUUUAUCCAUAAAUAUUUAUACUAAAAUUGAAAACUAGCUACAGGUUAGCUAAUAUGAGACGACCUGACAAAGAUUCUGAGAGGAACUCCGGCCGUCUCACUAAAACGAGUUCACCUGACAGGAUUUCGUACAGAAAAUUUUAAAGCUUAUUUAUAUAAAUGUUGAACUUCUGCUUAGGAAGUAAGUCAUAUUCUCAACCUUUCCUACAGGCACUAUCUAGCUAGCUAAAACGAUCUAAUCUGACUGGAUUUCUGAGAGAAUUUCUAUGUAAUAUUUAUAAUUUUUCACAUUUCCAGAAUAAAAAGAUAAAAAAAAUCUUUCUAAUCUUCAUAGUGACUUGACUUCAUAGAAACUAUGACGUUUCUAAUUCUAUUCUAAUUGUAAUUUUCUCUGCUAAUUUUAGGCAGCUAGCUAACAUGUGUUGAUCGGAUCUAAUUCCUAUUAAUACAUUUGAAAAUAUCCAAAAAUAUCCUGUAAAAAAAUACAUGCAAUAUUUUUUUUAUAUAAAGAAACACACCGAUUAAGAGAUGAUUAGUUCAGAGGAAGUGGAAAGGGGUGUGUUUAAAAUGUCUCUGUAAUGCAGGAGGAUGGAAGAUGUUUGACCUCAGACUUCAUGUCCUGUCUCCUGUGUAAUAAUCAGUGGGUCUUUUCUCUUGUGUUGAUGGCUUUAGUGUUGGUGUGUGUUACAUUGUGGUUUGUAGAUUAGUAAUCUGGAAUUAUCAGACGUCCUAACGUUUAACAUAGUUCCACAUUUUAACAUCUUGCGUUGCUCUUGUUUUAGCCGGUGCUCUCGAUCUCCUGAAUAUCCCGAUGCUAAGUCUUUACUUACUGUCACGUUCUGUUUCAGUUCAUUACAGCAGAAUCAAAUGUUUUAACUCAUUGGCUUUUUAUACCUGGUCACUUCAUGCGCUUUCUGUGAUCAGAUAUCUACCCGAUGGUAAAAAGACCAGGUCUAAAUGCCCUCCGAAACGUUUUGGAGACGGAUAAAAAUCCGAUGGUACAAACCCCUUCA
Messenger RNA from Tachysurus fulvidraco (yellow catfish), 3369 nucleotides. It is a transcript of the gene zbtb25, whose product is annotated as zinc finger and BTB domain containing 25. Gene Ontology annotation, biological process: regulation of transcription by RNA polymerase II. Bases 809 to 1990 code for a protein of 393 amino acids. The record is from RefSeq and is a predicted model, not a curated record. Gene Ontology annotation, cellular component: nucleus. Gene Ontology annotation, molecular function: DNA-binding transcription factor activity, RNA polymerase II-specific; RNA polymerase II cis-regulatory region sequence-specific DNA binding; protein binding. The transcript is spliced from 3 exons. NCBI's taxonomy places the organism in Eukaryota, Metazoa, Chordata, Actinopteri, Siluriformes, Bagridae.